UCAUCUCGCUCGUUUCUUCAAAUCCAACUCCAACUUUGUAUUCAGAAAUAAUAGAAUGGGAAAACGACAAGAUUGGUCCCUGACCGCUUGUAUUUUCCUAUUAUUGUCUCUAGCAUUACAAAUCCAUUGUAGUAGCCAAACACGUUUUCCAAGUCAUAAGCGAGGAGUUGGAUUGUCAGGUGACACAAGCCACUUCAAUUCUAUUCGUCGCGAAAAUGUGCUUUCGCUUAAGGAGAAAGAUCUAAUCAAGCAGCUCCCCGGACAACCUUCCGUUAGUUUCAGACAAUAUGGCGGUUAUGUGGCCGUAAACGAACCCGCCAGUCGGUUUUUGUACUAUUAUUUCGUGGAAGCCAUCAAACCCAAUAAAUCUACUCCUCUUGUGCUUUGGUUCAACGGAGGACCUGCCUGCUCAUCUGUAGGACUUGGGGCAUUUGAAGAGCUUGGUCCAUUCCGCGUACAUAGCGACGGCAAAACGCUUUUCCGCAAUCCGUAUUCAUGGAACAACGAGGCGAACAUGUUGUUCUUCGAAGGGCCGGUAACUGUAGGAUUCUCGUACUCGAGUACUCCAUUUGAUGCGGAGAAAUUUGGGGAACAAGGGGACAAGCUGACUGCAGAGGAUAACUACAUGUUCUUUGUGAAUUGGCUUGAAAGGUUUCCGGAAUAUAAAGGAAGAGAAAUUUACAUCGCCGGUGAGAGUUACGCCGGUCACUAUAUUCCCGAACUUGCCCAGAUCAUCCUUCACCGUAACAAGCAAACCUUCAUCAAUCUACAAGGCAUUUUGAUUGGUAAUCCAGGUCUGGACGCACUUACCGAGCAUGAAAAUGAAAACGAAUUUAUGUUAAGCCAUGGUUUGGUUACCCAAAAAGAUAUUGAAGAGUACAAUAAAGUCUGCCAUGGCGACUCAUUCAAUAUGGAAGAAUGCACAAAGAUAAUGGUGGCUAAAUUUGAUUAUACAGACAGCAAAGUCUUGAACAUUUACAACAUAUACGCUCUUGUGUGCCAAAACUCCACGUUGAGCAGCAAACCCAAGAAACGCACCACAAUAAUGGAGGUUGAUCCGUGCAGUGGCAACUACGUGAAGGCUUAUCUUAACAGAGAAAAUGUUCAAGAAGCGAUGCAUGCCAACACCACAAAAUUACCGUACGAGUGGAAUUCUUGCAAUGACGACUUGAAUUUGCUAUGGACCGAAACUGAUAAAGAUGUCUCAAUGACACCUAUCCUUCACGAGCUUAUGGGUAAGGGUGUCCGUGUCAUGAUCUACAGUGGAGACGUGGACCUGGCGGUUCCGUUUACAUCUACAGUGGCCGUGCUGAAGGAGAUGAAUCUAACGGUUGUAAAGGAAUGGCGUCCGUGGUUUACCGGAGGACAGCUGGGAGGGUUCACAGAGGAUUACAAAGGGAACUUGACGUAUGCAACUGUGAAAGGAGCAGGUCAUAUGGUUCCUACGGACAAACCUAUACAUGCUCUUAAUAUCUUUACCAGCUUUAUCCGUAACACUCCUCUUCCUCACACACCCUGAUUUCUAACUUGUACCACCUCUAUUGACUGAACAAAAUACUUUGGUCUAUACAUGAAUAUGAUGUUUAUUGUAAUUAAAGUCAAUAUUCUACU
This is a messenger RNA of Arabidopsis arenosa, 1611 nucleotides long. The record is from the annotation of a GenBank genome assembly. Lineage: Eukaryota; Viridiplantae; Streptophyta; Magnoliopsida; Brassicales; Brassicaceae.